This is a messenger RNA of Onthophagus taurus, 1425 nucleotides long. RefSeq names its product phenoloxidase-activating factor 2-like. The record is from RefSeq and is a predicted model, not a curated record. Lineage: Eukaryota; Metazoa; Arthropoda; Insecta; Coleoptera; Scarabaeidae. Gene Ontology annotation, molecular function: serine-type endopeptidase activity. Gene Ontology annotation, biological process: proteolysis.
GAUCCCACGGAUCGAGCUCAGUUAGCAUUCGAAUCUUCCGUACGAAUUAUCAUUAUUUUCAAAUAAAAAAUGAGUAAAAUGACCUACUUCAUUUUCGUGCUAUUAAGUAUAACGGUUUCAACCACGGUUUCGCAAUGUAACAAUGAAACAAUAAUGAACAAUAUUCAAUCGAUUUUUGGUAAUUUGGUAAGUCCACCAACAAUACCAAAUUUACAGAACUUAAGUUCAACUCCAAUUCCUAUCAAUGAUACUGAGUAUAAGGUUGAGAAUAAGACUUAUAUUUAUACAACUCGACCAACACAAACAGUUGCUCCAACAAGUGCUUGCGAAUGUAUUCCUUAUUAUUUGUGUAAAGAAAACGGAACUUUAAAUAUGGAUGGAGAAGGACUUUUUACGAUAAGGAUUGAUGAUGAAGAUGACACAACGGAAUGUCCACAUUAUUUGCUGCAGUGUUGCCCAAAAACAAAUAUAUCAUCAACUGUAAUUCUACCAAAACCACUUCCAAAACGAAAAGGUUGCGGGUAUCGUCGUCCAAAGGGUAUAGCAAUAAACGUAGAUCCACACAGAAAUCAAGCAAAGUACGGUGAACUCCCUUGGAUGAUAGCUGUUUUUACUCAAGAUUUAGCGGGUGAUAACAAAACCGAAAAUUAUAAAUGCGGUGGAGCUUUAAUCCAUCCAAAAGCCGUUUUAACAGCCGCUCAUUGCAUCGAAAAUGAUUUACACUACAUCAUCAGAGCCGGAGAAUGGGACACUAAAACUAACUUGGAAAUUUAUCCCCACGAAAAUGUUGCGGUUAAAGAGAAGAUAAUCCACGAACAUUUCUAUUACGGCGGGCUGCACAACGACGUGGCAAUUCUUAUUUUAGAACGAGAAAUUCCUUAUAAAGAUCACAUCGAUGUCAUCUGUUUACCCCCGCAAGAUUUCGUCCCGGACGAUAAUUCCGGGUGUAUAGCAAGUGGUUGGGGUAAAAAAAAUUUCGAAAAACACGAACAAUAUCAAACUAUACUAAAAAAAAUAAAUUUGCCGUUUGUGGAAAGAAAUCGCUGUCAGGAUUGGUUAAGAACGACACGAUUGGGGCCUUAUUUUAUGUUGGAUAAGAGUUUGGUGUGUGCUGGUGGACGGAAAGGGGAGGAUACUUGCGAAGGAGAUGGGGGAAGUCCGCUGGUUUGUCCGAUUCCGGGUCAGCUAGAUAUAUAUUAUCAGAUUGGGAUGGUUGCGUGGGGGAUUGAUUGUGGAAAUGAAGUUCCCGCUGCUUAUGUAAAUGUUGCGCUUUUUAGAAAUUGGAUUGAUGAUGUUAUGAGAAAGAAUAAUUUGGAUUGGAUGGCGUAUGAGCAUUUGCCGAUAUCAGUUAGGAUUGACGAUUAACUCUAAUAUUAUGUUUAAUAAUAAUUAAUUAAUAAUAUAAUUAUUAAUGGGUAAAAUAGC